This is a messenger RNA of Colias croceus (clouded yellow), 2872 nucleotides long. It is a transcript of the gene cyc, whose product is annotated as protein cycle. The record is from RefSeq and is a predicted model, not a curated record. Bases 198 to 1991 code for a protein of 597 amino acids. NCBI's taxonomy places the organism in Eukaryota, Metazoa, Arthropoda, Insecta, Lepidoptera, Pieridae. Gene Ontology annotation, molecular function: DNA-binding transcription factor activity, RNA polymerase II-specific; protein dimerization activity; RNA polymerase II cis-regulatory region sequence-specific DNA binding. Gene Ontology annotation, cellular component: nucleus; cytoplasm; aryl hydrocarbon receptor complex. The transcript is spliced from 12 exons. Gene Ontology annotation, biological process: regulation of transcription by RNA polymerase II.
CGUGGCUGCGCGGCGCCGCGGGCGAAGGCUCGCAGGGCGACUCGAGAGGCGGCCGGCGAGCUGCACAGGUGCCCGAGCGGGCUGCGAGGUGUGAGUUGCGAGCGCGAGGCGCGACUCGCGAGCGGCGACCAGUUAGCAGUUAGCACGCAGCCGUGGUCGGAACAGGUCGUACCGCGCUGGCCCCGCCGCGCCGCGACAUGACGCGCGAAUACUCUCGAGUUCAGGAGUUCUACCUGCAGAUGCACGAGCUGCAGCCGCCCCUGAGCUACCACCACUUCGACUUGCACGGUUCGGUCCCGGGCGCGUCGCCGGGCUACGAGCUGACGGCGGGCGCGGGCUCGGCGGGCGGCGAGGGCGCCGUGCCACACGCGCCGCACGCGCUGCCGCACCCGCCCGCGCACGUCGAGCCGCGCAAGAGGAAACCGCCGCCGUAUUCUGAAGGAUACGAGCUGUCGAGCUGCGAGCUGGGCCUGUCGGUGCCGCCCGCGCCCGCAGCCGGCCCGCCGCCGCAGCCCGCCAGCGCCACACGCAAGAGGAAACCGUCUUCUUAUUCAGGGACCACAUACGAUGACGAUGGCGGAGAAGACGCACGGUCCUCCCGCACAUUACCGGACAAAAAACAGAACCACAGCGAGAUCGAGAAGCGGCGGCGCGACAAGAUGAACACGUACAUCUCGGAGCUGAGCGCGAUGGUGCCGAUGUGCGGCGCGAUGGCGCGCAAGCUGGACAAGCUGACGGUGCUGCGCAUGGCCGUGCAGCACCUGCGCUCGGUGCGCGGCGCGCUGUCGGCCGGCCCGCUGGCGGCGCGCCCGCGGCCCGCCUUCCUGUCCGAGCGCGAGCUCAACGCGCUGCUGCUGCGCGCGGCGCACGACUGCUUCCUCAUGGUCGUGGGCUGCGACCGCGGCCGCCUGCUCUACGUCUCCGCCAGCGUCACGCGCAUGCUGCACUACGAUCAGUCAGAACUGCUGGGACAGAGCCUGUUCGACAUCCUGAACCCGAAGGACGUGUCCAAAGUUAAGGAGCAGCUGUCCUCGUCAGACCUCAGCCCAAGGGAGCGGCUCAUUGAUGCUAAGACGAUGUUGCCAGUGAAGGCGGACGUGGUGUCGGGCGCGUCGCGGCUGUGCCCGGGCGCGCGCCGCUCGUUCUGCUGCCGCAUCAAGUGCCGCCAGGAGCGCGCCGACGAGGUCAAGGAGGAGGACAAGGCGCGCAAGAAGGCCAACGAGCGCAAGUACUGCGUUGUGCAGUGCACAGGGUACCUUAAAUCGUGGGCACCAGCGGAGAUGUCGGAGUGUGGCGGAGGGGAGACGGGCGCGGAGGACGAGGCGUGCACGCUGUCGUGCCUCGUGGCGGUGGGGCGCGCGCUGCCCGCCCCCGCGCCGCCCGCGCCCCCCGCGCCCCUGCUGCAGUUCGUGUCCCGCCACGCGCCCGACGGCAAGUUCCUCUUUGUGGACCAGCGGGUGACGAUGGCGCUGGGGUUCCUGCCGCAGGAGCUGCUGGGCACGAGCCUGUACGAGUACGUGUGGGCGGGCGAGCUGGGCGCGGUGGCGCGCACGCACAAGGCGGCGCUGCUGCGGCGCUCGCCCGCGCGCUCGCCGCCCUACUGCUUCCGCCGCAAGGACGGCCUCUACGCGCGCCUCGCCACGCACUUCAAGCCCUUCCGCAACCCGUGGACAAAAGAUGUAGAGAGCCUAGUGGCCAACAACACAGUGGUGGCAAUCACCGCCGAGCCGCCCACCGAGGCCGGGUUUGAUGACGAGGCAUACAAGAACGCAGUAAAUCACACGGCCGUGUCGUCGCGAUCAGAAGGCUCGGAGGGCUUGACGGAGGCGGACGUGGAGAUGCAGCGGCUGAUCGACUCGCAGCUGGAGUCGCACAAGGUGGGCUCCACCAUCGCCGAGGAGGCCCUGCGCCGCUCCUCCGCCGACUUCUCGCCCGACCUGCCCGCCGACCUGCUGCAGGACGCGCUCUUUGGGCACCAGUUCCCGUGGUAGGCAGCUGCCUUACCACAGACACACAGCUGCCUAACCCAUGUAGAGCACACCCGACACAGACUGACGGCCUCCCGACACCCGACACCCGACACCCGACACCCGUCCGCUCCACAGAAGUCUAUCAUCAUCCCAUACUUACCUGUCUCAUUCCAUUUUAAUAAACACACUUCGAGCAGUUCAUGUAUUUUUCUUUUAAACCUAGUAUAAGUUAGCUUUUUUGUGUUAUAAGUUUGAUUGAUGCACUUCCGGGUAAGAUAUUUUAUAAUUUACUUGCUUGGUUAGUCUGUCUUCUAUUUUACUCUAUGUAUGCACGAUUUGGAGACCAGUUUGCUUUUGUUGUUCGGAAUGUUUAGUCAAAAAAAAUCAGACUGAAGAUGCUAUUAUAAUAUUGCCUGUUCUUCUUUGUAAGAAAUGCAGUAGUCGUUUUCUUUAUAAUAAUACAAGAAAGUACUGUUGCUAAUAUUAAUGAUUUUGUACCGUAGGAAACAAAUGUCGCCCAUAGCUUACCUCUUGGAGUAAUAUCAUUCACAACGUUGAUGAAGAUGUAGUAAUUGUUAUAUUUGAUUACUCGGGUGAAACUUAUUAAUUUCAUUUUAUCGCAAUACAAGUAAAUGCAUGAGUAACAACAUACGAUUUAAUAAGUACUCUAUUUUCGCUAAAAAUAUUAAAUUCUGUCUAUUGUCAUAUAAAAUGGCAGCGGGCGGCAGAUUUUAUUGGUGCCACAAAACAAUUUAAACACAAUCUAACUUUAAACCAGAGAUCUGUCACUUUAAUAGUAAUAGUAAGACGGUAUAAGUCUGUAUUUAAAACACAUAUUGUUUUAACUUGUCUGUCGCUCGUUGUGACCGUUGGUCAGUGGGAGUGUAACAGCGCGUGUGUGC